Molecule: messenger RNA, 928 nt
Organism: Gracilinanus agilis (Agile Gracile Mouse Opossum)
Lineage: Eukaryota; Metazoa; Chordata; Mammalia; Didelphimorphia; Didelphidae
Gene: C1H8orf82
Product: chromosome 1 C8orf82 homolog
Exons: 3
Coding region: 10-699 (229 amino acids)
Source: RefSeq, a predicted model, not a curated record
GUUGGGAGAAUGUCUCCGGCAAGCGCUGGCAUCAGGCUCCGAGGUGGGGCUCUGCCUUUGGCCCUGACCUUGACCCUUUCUCGCGGGGUCGGGGCUCGUGCGGCCAGCGGCGUGGGCUGUGGUGAGGGCCCCUCCUACACCCAGGGUCAGAGCCCCGAGCCCAGGACCCGCGAGUAUUUCUACUACAUUGACCAUCAAGGCCAGCUUUUCCUGGACAAUGCUAAAGUGAAGAAUUUCAUCACCUGCUUCAAAGACCGGCAGUUCCUCGUCUUCUUCUUCUCCCGCCUGAGGAAGAACCAGAGUGGUCGCUAUGAAGACACCUUUCCCUUUGUCUCUCUUUGUGGCCGUGAACGAAACUUCAUUCGCUGUGAUGACCUGCCUGUGGUCUUCACACAUCUGCUGGCAGAUGGCCCAGGGCCUCCACGCCUCUCUUAUGGUGGAGCAGGUGAGGCCCUGGCUAUACCCUUUGAGCCUGCUCGACUGAUGCCUCUCCCUGCCAAUGGACGGCUUUAUCACCCAGCCCCGAAACUGGCUGGUGGUGUGGGGCUAGUCCGCUCUUCCCUGGCCUUUGAGCUCAGCAGCUGCUUCCAGUAUCCACCAGGAGGAGCUACACUGCCCACCCAUAUCUUGUGGCAAGGCCAGAAAUAUCCCCUGACCAUGGACCUUGCACCCCUAUUUUCUAAAUCCAAUGGGCCUUGAAGCAUUGUACCCCCUUCUCCUUCACCCAUUGUCUGCUUUUGCUUCCUCUGCCCCAGGAUGUAGACAUCAGGAAAAUGUUGGUCCAAGCUAUAGCAGAUAAUAACUCUCAGGAACAUGACUCCCACCUAAGGCCGGGAGAUUGCUGGUGCUGAGAAGGGCAGUGGGAGGGACCCUUAGCAAAGAUAGGUCCUGGGGCUAAAGGCACCUUAACAAGGAUUAAGAGAGAGUG